Oncorhynchus gorbuscha (pink salmon) is the source of this 1806-nucleotide messenger RNA. Its product is annotated as protein phosphatase 1 regulatory subunit 1B-like. The transcript is spliced from 5 exons. Bases 391 to 906 code for a protein of 171 amino acids. The record is from RefSeq and is a predicted model, not a curated record. Gene Ontology annotation, molecular function: protein phosphatase inhibitor activity. Gene Ontology annotation, cellular component: cytoplasm. NCBI's taxonomy places the organism in Eukaryota, Metazoa, Chordata, Actinopteri, Salmoniformes, Salmonidae. Gene Ontology annotation, biological process: intracellular signal transduction.
UUACUCUUGUUGCACAGGUUGUGAGCGAGGGUAAGAGAGGGAGGAGAGAUAGAGAGAUAAACACACUCCACCUAGAACGUCAAACACGAGUAAGUGUCAGACAGAAACAGGCAGAGAGGAAGAAGGGAGGGAACUGGGGAGCUAAAGGAUAGGAGAAAUAGCUGACUGUGAGUGAAAGAGGAGAGGGACAAAGAUAAACAAAGAGAAGUUCAUCUGUUUUGUUUUUGAAGGGAGACAGUGGCAGAGAGUUAUAUAUAGAGAGAGAGGUAGACCCAGCAGAAGCAGGACUACUGUACAGUGUGUUGUGUUGGGACCUUCCUCCAGGGAGCCUAGUGGAGCAGAGCUUGGUGCCUGGUGAGAGAGUGACCCCCCUGGGACACAGACACAGCCAUGGAUCCCUCUGCGUUGGAUGAGGUUGGAGACGAGUGCAAGGAGAGCAGGAAGAUCCACUUUGCUGUGCAGUCCUCGGCACCCACCCAACUGGACCCCCGGCAAGUAGAGAUGAACAACGGCAUCUCCGAGCUCACAACCAGAGCCCCAGGAAGAUCAGUCCUCGACAUAUCUGGAUUGGUAAUCCGGCGCCGGCGGCCCACACCUGCAACACUGUUCAGAGUGGCAGACCAGUGUUCUCCUGAGGAUGAUCAGUCCAGCCACCAGUGGAUUGUAGGAGAGAAUGGGGUACUCAAGCCCAAGCGAGUCAACCCAAAUGUGUAUCAGCCACCAUCCCUGAAAGCCGACCAGAAGAUGGCUGAGGCACACAUGCAGAACCUGGGUGUCUACCCCCCCUUGGAAGACCCCUUUGAGGGGGAGGAGUACGACGACUACCCCUGUCAUGAGGAGAGGGAGGAAAGAUUCCCCACCAAAGCUGCUGGUGAGAUAGGGAUUCCAUACACUGUCAAGCAGUAACAUAUACACUCACUCAUGUAAUCGCAUUGAUGCUUUGACCAAUGGUGUAACCAGCUUACAUAUUUAGCUGUGUGUAUAGCCAUUGUUAUUCAGUGCCCACUUUUCAGUCAGAUGGGCUGAAUGUUGCACUAUGCCGUGUUCAAAACAGCAGGGCCUCAGAUAAACUGCUCUCUGCAGACAAGUAGCUGUGAUAUUAUAUUAACACAUAUUAGCAUCACUCCAACAAAUCUAUCAGAGAGCACAGCAGACCUCCCUGUGCUGCCAUCCUGCCCUGUGCCAGUCAGGGGGCCAGAGAUGCCUAGCCACAGCUAACAGGCUAACAGUCUGCUCUCUCUGUAGCAUCAGUAGUGAUGCUGGGCUGCCAGCCCAGAUGGCAGAGGUUCCUAAUGAAAUCCCUCCUGUGGCAUCGUUAAACGCUGUUUCAUUGGCUACUACUGUCAUCAUUUGUCUAUAAAUCUGUCGUUUGAACGCAACACGGCUGCAGGGUGGCUGUAGUGUCACACAUCGCGAGACAGGGCCUCUUAAAGAUACAUUGAAGUAGACUGUGAUUAUCCUCACUAGAGCAAUUGCCUAAUUAUGCCUGCAUACACGUGCAGCAGUCACUGUCAUAUGUACUGGUAUGAUUCAGACUUGUAAUACCAUGUUUCACACACAUGUAUUUCCACACACACACUCACAGGAGGCACAUGCCUGACCAGGAAAUGACAAGUAGAACCAGAUUACCGUAGAUUAGUUUGGGAGUAGAGUUAUUAUGAUGUCCCGUGAAUAGAUUAACCUCUUUCCCUGGUGUUGUUUGUUUACCUUCCCUGCAUGUCUUUUCUGCAACGUCGAAAUGCACAAAUCUAAUCGGUCUUCAAGCUUACUUGUGUAGAAGGUAAGUGGUUUGAUUGGAAGGAGACC